This is a messenger RNA of Ricinus communis (castor bean), 2567 nucleotides long. RefSeq names its product putative disease resistance RPP13-like protein 3. NCBI's taxonomy places the organism in Eukaryota, Viridiplantae, Streptophyta, Magnoliopsida, Malpighiales, Euphorbiaceae. Gene Ontology annotation, biological process: defense response to other organism. The transcript has a single exon. The record is from RefSeq and is a predicted model, not a curated record. Bases 37 to 2235 code for a protein of 732 amino acids. Gene Ontology annotation, molecular function: ADP binding.
AGCUGGAAAAAAGCAGAGAUCGUAUUUAGGAGAUCCAUGGUGGUUGAAAUAACCGUUUCUCUUCUGAUAGGGAAACUGAAUAAUCUGCUUGCUGAAAGAGAUAUAAUCUGUCCAGGAUUAAGAAGCCAAGUCCGAAAGUAUAUUCAGGAGCUGGAACACUUACAGAGGUUUUUGAACAAAGGAUCUGGUAACGAACUAGCACUAGCCUCAUCCAUCUCGUUGCUUCCGAGUGUUUACUCAUCAGAGGAUAUGGUUGACAAGUUCCUCGUUAAAUUAUUUCGUAGAAGACGGAUAAGAAAUCAUGUUAUGAAGUUUCUCCCUUCUGCCUUGUUGUCUGCGUCGAUCCAAUUCUCUUUCACCAGACAGAUGCAGAAAUUUUUGAGCAAUGAUGCUACUAAAUUCUCAAUAAUGUUUAAGAUUGCUGAAGAUCAACGCCAACAAAACAAGACAGAAGAAGCAGAAGAAAAUGGCAGCCAGUCUCGAGAGCAACCCAAACGUUGGUCAAGAAUUGCUGAUUUUCUGAAGGAAUCAUAUAAUAUUGUUGGUCUAGAAGAUCAAAGGCAUGAUUUGGUUCAAUUACUCCUUAGCCGCCAUGGCCGCUGGUUGCCUUCCAUUGUUAUUGCAGUGGUUGGUGCAGCAGGCUCUGGAAAGACGACCCUAGUAAAGUUCAUAUACAACCGUGUACAAGAAGUUAAGCAGCAUUUUGAGUGCUGUGCCUGGGUUAAUGUAUCUGAAGAGUUCCAAGAGCGAGAUGUAUUAAUCAGUAUAUUGAGACAAAUUAGUGAGGUCACAGAAGAAGAAACUCUGUCUCUGGAGGCAUUGCGAAUCAGAGUUAAAUAUUUCUUAAGCCGAAGGACUUACUUAAUUGUGUUGGACGAUAUCCAUUCGCGUGAUGCUUGGGAAAUACUUAAAUUCGUGUUUUCAACUUCAGUAAUGGGUAGCAGAGUGAUUCUUACAAUGCGCAGCAUUGAAGUUGCACGCAGCCUUACUCCAUGGAUCUCACUUUUCCAGAUUCGCCCUCUCAACCCACAAGAGAGUUGGCAACUCUUCCUACAAAAAUUACGAAGACCAGCGAAUGGUUCAGAAUUGAAAAGCCUGCAGGAACUGAUUGUGCGCAAAUGUGCUGGAUUACCUCUCGCAGUAGUUACUCUUGGUGGUCUGCUGUCUACCAAACCUUAUGCUGAAUGGUCAAAGGUAAUUGAGAGUGAUACUUUUAAGUCCAGCUCCUUGAAUAUCUUGGCUAUGAGCUAUCAAGACCUACCUUCGCCAGUAAAAUCUUGUCUACUUUAUUCAGGAUUAUUUCCCAAAUCACAUGAAAUCCCUAUACGAAGAUUGUUACUGUUAUGGCUUGCAGAGGGACUGGCAAUAUCGUCUCAUGGUGGAAGCAUCGUCCCUGAAGAUUUGGUGGAGACACACUUCGAAGAACUUGUCAUAAGAAACAUGAUUGUGGUGGAAAAAUGGAGGUUGGAUGGAAGCCCGAAAACGUGCAAGGUGCAGGCUGCUCUGUAUGAUACCAUCCUUCCUACUGCUACAGAUAUGGGAUUCUUUCAUGUUCACCGCAACUAUGAUUAUAAAGACAAACCACCGUUUAACGUCCGGCGAAUUGCUGAAUAUUUAGACAUCAACUGCUACCCUUCAGAUCCUUCUCACAUUGGAUAUUUACGGUCAUACAUAUCUUUCAACACCCGCAAAGGAGACACACCUGCAGACCAAGUUGAUAACCUUCUUAAGAAGAUCUCUAAGAGAGGGUUUGGAUUGCUUACUGUUCUUGAUUUGGAAUAUGUUUAUAAACCUGUGUUAUCGGAGGCACUGGGAAAACUACUUCACCUAAGGUACCUAGGUCUGAGAUGGACUUUUCUGGAUUGGAUACCUGAGUCCAUUGGAAAACUACCUUGCUUGGAGACUUUAGAUGUGAAGCACACAAAUAUUCCAGCUUUGCCUAUCUCCAUCUGGAAGGCAAAGAAGCUUCGGCAUCUGUAUAUGAACGAUAUUCAUUUCGGUAUGUCUUUUCAAAAGCAAGGGAUCAAGGUAUCUUUAACCAACCUUCAAACGCUAUGGGGGCUUUUAGUAGGAAAGAGCUGCUCAGUGAUCAACUGGUUGCAGCAACUGACCAAUCUGAGGAAACUGGGCUUGACUUGCCUCGACUCAUCAGUUCAGAAAAUAAUUAAUUGGAUUCCUGAACUGAAAAGAGAAUCUAGAGUCAUUGAGGUUGAGGUCAAUAAACGAGUUCAAUGAACCUUCAGACCUCGAUUUGGGGACAAUGAAGCAGCACAAGAAGCUCAGUGAAUUACAUUUAUUUGGAAGGCUAGUGACUUUUGAUAUGCAUGAACUCCCCCCAAAUCUGACAAUGCUUACUUUGUCAGUGUCACAGCUGGAACAAGAUCCAAUGCCAAUUCUGGGGAAGUUGCCUCGCCUGAGCAUCCUCAGGCUUUUUGCUAAUUCAUACUUGGGAAAACAAAUGAACAGUCCCCGCAAUGGAUUUCCUGAACUCCGAGUCCUGAAACUAUGGAUGCUAGAAGAGCUAGAGGAGUGGACAGUGGAGGAAGGAUCCAUGCGUGAACUUCAAA